AUGGAUCAAAUGCAAAGUAGGUUCGAAGGACAACAACAAGCGUACGAAAAAUUGCUACAAAAAAAGGACCAAGAGAUGCAGAAUGCAGUCCGAGAGGAGUUGAAGGCUCAGACUGUCGUACCUCCACCAAAUGCGAAUUCAACUGCAGUAGAAAGUGGAAACCAUGUAGCUGCAGAUAUGUGCAAGGCGGUCGAGCGAAUGGAGAAACAGCUUCAGGAGAUGGCAAACAGACAGGAUUCCGUAGCCAAAAGUUUAGAUGAACGUUUGAGGACGAUAGAAGUGUCUCGUCAUGCUUCGGUACUGAACAACCGCAGUAAUCUAAACGUCAAUGCGUAUCCUUUCGACCCGAGCCAACGUUCGGAUUUGUCUCAUGAGCUGAGCGGAAGUCAACUUGCUGCGCGCCAUGCAGUGGCAAAAGAGCUCCCGAUCUUCACAGGUUAUCCUGAGGAGUGGCCUCUGUUUAUUGCCUCCUAUGAAAGUACCACCAGAAUGUGUGGCUACAGUAACGAGGAGAAUCUGCUGCGACUUCAACGUUGUUUAAGAGGAAAGGCACUCGAAGCAAUACGUAGUCGUUUGUUAUAUCCAGCGGGGCUUGAAGGCGUUAUAAACACAUUGCGAACGCUAUUCGGCAGGCCGGAAGUAAUCAUCCACUCUUUGGUAUGCAAAAUUCGGGAAAUGUCAUCGCCGAAGACCGAGAAACUCGGAACUUUAUUCGAUUUCGGAGUCGCAGUACAGAAUAUGUGUGCCACAAUUGUAGCCUGUGGGUUGAAUGAUCAUCUUUGUAACGUGGCACUCCUUCAAGAACUUGUCGAGAAACUACCACCAUCUAUCAAACUGGACUGGGCGAGACGACGCCAGACAUUGAAUGCAGUUACGCUAGCGGAUUUUAGUGACUGGCUCGGCGAGCUGGUUGAAGCAGCUUGCGUGGUUUCAGUCCCGUCAUCGAUUGGCACUUUCAUUGGAAAACCUGAGAGACGUGGUCGUAAGGAAGAGGUAUGUGUACACCUUGAAUCUAGUUCGAGCUCAGCGUCCAACACAGGGACCCCCUACAGUCAGACGGCGAAACCGGCAAAUAAACAAUGCGUCAUCUGUCACAGUGGAUGCAGUAAGGUGGAGAACUGUAAAAAGUUUCUGGCAUUUGAUGUGGGAGCCAGAUGGACAGCAUUGAAGGAAAAUAAACUAUGCCGGAAGUGUCUGACGAAGCAUUUUGGAGCGUGUGCGAUUAAACAAGUUUGCGGCAGAAACGGUUGUUCUUAUCUGCACCACAAGCUGUUACACGAUGACUCUAGAUACCAGCGGAAUGCAAAUUCUCCACCAUCAACUUCAUUAGAUGCCACGAAAAAUAAUACCGCAAGUUGCAAUGCUCAUGUCAAGCUGGGAAUCGAAGGCGAAUCAUAUCCGUUAUGUCUGGGAUGGACAGCGAACCAACAACGGCAAGAAGCUAAUUCCGUAAAACUUGCGUUGGAGAUUUCUGGAGCGCACAACACGAAGAGGUAUUGGAUUCCGAAGGUGCAUACUGUUGAAAAUCUUGCUCUAUCGCGACAAACUUUGAACAUGAACGAACUGGUACACCGAUACGAUUAUUUGACGGAUUUACCAACUGACUCAUAUCAGAACGUUUAA
Molecule: messenger RNA, 1623 nt
Organism: Wyeomyia smithii (pitcher-plant mosquito)
Lineage: Eukaryota; Metazoa; Arthropoda; Insecta; Diptera; Culicidae
Exons: 3
Coding region: 1-1623 (540 amino acids)
Source: RefSeq, a predicted model, not a curated record